This is a messenger RNA of Racocetra fulgida, 755 nucleotides long. The record is from the annotation of a GenBank genome assembly. NCBI's taxonomy places the organism in Eukaryota, Fungi, Glomeromycota, Glomeromycetes, Diversisporales, Gigasporaceae.
AUUUUUACUCGUACAGCGAAUCAGGCGGAUUGGUGGCUUCGUCCCAAGAUGCUGGUUUAAUCGUGCGUUUCACGGAAUGUCACAUUUUUCCUACAACCCCGAUUUCAGAAUUACAAGAUAGGCCUUUUCCAAAAACGUCGGCAUGUUUAGUUAUAGGUGAUGAAAUUCUUGAAGGAAAGACUGUUGAUUCAAAUUCCGGAUUUUUUGCAAAAUUUUGUUUCAAUCUUGGGAUCUCUUUGAAAAGAAUUGAAGUAAUUCCGGACAAGGAAGAGGAAAUAAUUGAAGCUGUAAGACGUUUUAGCAAUAAUUAUGACUUUGUCAUUACUAGUGGCGGCAUUGAAGCAAAACAACGAAUGGCACUAUUCCCACAUCCAUCUCGUGUUAUUUUCCCUGAUGAAAAACUGUGGAUUCCUAUAGUUAUUGUUAAUGAGAAUAUUCAUAUCUUACCUGGUGUUCCAAAACUAUUUAAAGCAUUGCUUACUGGAUACAGUAAAUAUAUUAAAGGUGAUAAAUUUGUCAGAAAGUUUGUUAAAACAUAUUAUCCAGAGUCAUUUAUUGCUCCGAUAUUAACGGAAGCUCAAGAGAAAGUAAAAAACUUUGAUGUUAAAAUUGGUAGUUAUCCUGAAAUGACGGACGAUGAUAAGUAUGUAGUGAUAUUAAGUUUUUUAGCCAAAGAUAAUGCUGUAACUGCAGAAAUUGUUGAAAAAAUUUCCAAGGAAGUUUCUGAAAAAUUAGAUGGCGUGAUUGUUGAUUAA